Molecule: messenger RNA, 675 nt
Organism: Coccomyxa subellipsoidea C-169
Lineage: Eukaryota; Viridiplantae; Chlorophyta; Trebouxiophyceae; Coccomyxaceae
Product: anaphase promoting complex subunit 11
Exons: 2
Coding region: 121-423 (100 amino acids)
Biological process (GO): anaphase-promoting complex-dependent catabolic process; protein ubiquitination; positive regulation of mitotic metaphase/anaphase transition
Cellular component (GO): anaphase-promoting complex; nucleus
Molecular function (GO): zinc ion binding; cullin family protein binding; ubiquitin protein ligase activity
Source: RefSeq, a predicted model, not a curated record
GUAUUGAUACAGGCGAAUGUUGAUAUUUCCCUCUUUAUCUGCAAUCUUUCAUGGCGUGAUUUGCCCGGUUUUGAGCAUUUAAACACACAGCAGACCUCAUCUGUGCUGCUGUCCAAGGGCAUGACCUGGAACAUUGAGAUCAAAAACUGGCACGCUGUUGCGGCAUGGACCUGGGAUGCAGGCGAUGAUGUUUGUGGGAUAUGCCGUAUGCCAUUUGACGGAUGUCCCCCUGAUGGCAAGUACCCAGGGGAGGACAGUCCUGUCGUGUGGGGUGUGUGCGGGCAUGCCUUUCACCUGCAGUGCAUAACCAAAUGGUUGUCAGCACAGACAGAGCAGCGGUGUCCAUUCUGCCGACGCAACUGGGAGUUUAAGGCUGCUGCAACAGCUGAAGGAGGUCCAGGAGCCAAUCAGCAGGCAGCUUGAGCUGCCACACAGGACUUGGAGGUCCCCAAGAGUCAGCUUUCGCGGUAGCUACAUUAGCUACAUUGAGACUCUAGACCUGUCCCGGCAUUCGAUUCAUACCUUGAGCUGUCUUGAGGGGAAGAAUUUCCUGGGAUCUCAAAGCGGUGAAUGACUUCUAUUGUCUCCUCCUUGCCCAGAUUGUCCUUUAGUCCCAGACCAGAAGAUGGGGAGAUGAGGGUAGAUGGUGCACUGCAAGCACCAGAUAUAUCGCAG